ACCGGAAGUCGUUCUUUCACAUCCGUUGCGCAAGAAAAGUGUACUAUUCUCGAUUGAGCUAAGGCCAAAUCCGGCGACAUACACUGUUUUUUCUAGCAUCCACAACAAAUUUUUAUAAAGAAGGAAACUAUGGCUUCUACCGACGAGCUUGCUUGCGUUUACGCUGCCCUCAUCCUCGCUGAUGACCAAGUAACAGUCACGGCUGACAAGAUCCAGACCAUUUUGAAAUCUGCUGGUGUAUCAGUGGAGCCAUACUGGCCAGGUUUGUUUGCCCGUGCACUUGAAGGCGUAAACGUGAAGGAACUGAUAACAAACAUUGGAAGUGCUGCAGGAUCUGCCCCAGCAGCCGGUGGAGCAGCCCCAGCGGCUGGUGGUGCAGCUGAGGAAAAGAAAGAAGAGAAGAAGGAAGAAAAGAAAGAAGAGUCCGAGGAAUCUGAUGAUGACAUGGGAUUCGGUCUCUUCGACUAAAAGUUACAGAAUAUUGUUAUGAAUUGUAACAUGUAAGCAAGAAAAAAAUUGAAAAAGCCAUAUAAA
Ruditapes philippinarum (Manila clam) is the source of this 534-nucleotide messenger RNA. Its product is annotated as large ribosomal subunit protein P1-like. Gene Ontology annotation, molecular function: structural constituent of ribosome; ribonucleoprotein complex binding; protein kinase activator activity. Gene Ontology annotation, cellular component: ribosome; cytosolic large ribosomal subunit. The transcript has 5 exons. Lineage: Eukaryota; Metazoa; Mollusca; Bivalvia; Venerida; Veneridae. The record is from RefSeq and is a predicted model, not a curated record. The coding region runs from base 130 to 468 and encodes 112 amino acids. Gene Ontology annotation, biological process: cytoplasmic translation; translational elongation.